AUGUAUAGAGAACAAUUUUGUGAAAAAGAGAAACAAGUACUUUCUGAAAGGGUUGCAGAACUUGAGGAACAGCUAACAGAAGAACAACGUCAUGAACUUGAAGUCAAGUUGGAAACGUCUGAAAAACACAUACCUCUUAUUUGUGUUGGUGACAACAGUGAAGAUGAUGACAUCAUAUUUAUUUUGCCUGAGGACUAUUCUCCCAGAAAGAGGUUGAAAAUUGACCAUGAAAAGAAAGCUCAUAGGAUUGGUGACCAAGAUAACCAGGCUAAAAAAGACCUAGCUAUUACUUACUACAAACCUGGUACAAAUCUACCACAUGCCAGGGAAAACUGUACAGCUCACAAGUUUGUUCAGAGCAAUGUAACUACAGCAACAGUAUCAUGUAAUGAGAACUAUUGUGAGCAGUGCUAUUGUUAUGUAUGUGAUGCUAAUGUGAAAGAGUGUAAUUCCUGGAAGACUGGCACUAAUCCUCAUUGCAAUGCAUACUCUAAGAAUGCGUUUUGGGAAAAACUUCGAAAGAUGGCAAAGAGAAAAGUGGUAUGUUUAACUGAAGUGUUGUGA
Molecule: messenger RNA, 564 nt
Organism: Pocillopora damicornis (cauliflower coral)
Lineage: Eukaryota; Metazoa; Cnidaria; Anthozoa; Scleractinia; Pocilloporidae
Source: RefSeq, a predicted model, not a curated record